This is a messenger RNA of Magallana angulata, 1222 nucleotides long. RefSeq lists its product as uncharacterized. The record is from RefSeq and is a predicted model, not a curated record. The transcript is spliced from 3 exons. The coding region runs from base 94 to 852 and encodes 252 amino acids. Lineage: Eukaryota; Metazoa; Mollusca; Bivalvia; Ostreida; Ostreidae.
AUGAACAUAAUUUAAUUAAAUGGAGGUACAUAUUUCGGAGCAUAUCUACUGGAGCUCAGUUUGCUUUUCUCGUCCUCUUUUAGAUGAUUCAUCAUGAAGUUCCUCUUCGUAUAUCAAUUUGUUCUUUUGCUGUGCGCCACAAAGAGCGAAAGCACUUGGGUGGAUUUGCCAAUACUACACCCCCUUAUACAACCGAUUUGGGUCAAUAAAACCUGGGACGAGGACACAAACGUUUCAAACUACAACAUGCGUUUCCGUGGUCCUUCUGAUACAAAGGAGGAAUUAGAUGUUAUUUCACUUGUUGAAGUGGAGAGGGGAGAUCGAAUGUCCAUAUUCGAAUCACACGUACAAGUUCCUUUAGGCGAUUAUAUGUUCAUCUCUCUUAAAUCUGCUUCGACCUCCGAUACUUUCAAAAUGAGCAUUGUAGGCGAUGCUAAGAGUGGGAGUCAGGACCAAUUUCCUGGACGACUUUGUGAAUUUGAGAUAACAAGAGAAACAAUUGAACAAACAACAUGGUAUUUAGCCUUGCCAUAUGGACCCUGUUAUUCUGAUCCAAAAGAAAAUCUCGAUAUUUUUGUGUACUUUGAAGUUAAUCUUCGAAAAGGUAACCAAAGUUAUCUGUAUAAGGGAAUGGAAGAGAAUAAUUCUGACCUUAAGAAGUAUGUAGAAUAUGUUGAUGAAAUAGAUGUACAUUCGCUAUUUAUAUAUAACAAAAACAUGCAAGCAGACGGAUAUCAAUCGGACACUCCAUUUAUUUGCAUUCUUGUGAUGAAGUAUAUGCCUUCUCAACAGGACAUUAUUACUGUGUAUGGCUGGACGAUGCAGAUUGAAAAUAAAACAAAUGUACAUUAAUGCCAUUCUUUACAUUUUGUAUGAUUGCUACUGUGGAAUCAUUAAAUUUCGUGGUGGAACAAUUUUCGUGGAAUUCGUGGGUACCUCUCAUCCACGAAUUUACAUCCUCCACGAAUUCAUAAAUUAGUGAUUUAAUAUCAUAUGUCCUUAUGUUGGUAUAAAAAAAAAUACACGAAAUUACGUCCCUAUGAACCUGUAAAAGUUAACCAAUCCACGAAAAUUAGCCCCCACGAAUUAUAAUGAUUCCACAGUAUAUGAAUUGAAAACCAUUGUGAGAUGAACUAUGUAAGAAAUUAAAUAUGUGAUUUGUUAACACAUUUAGAAUGGAAUAGAACUUCUUUUAUAAAGAAAUAAAAAAUAAAAUGAAGUA